Messenger RNA from Solanum tuberosum (potato), 417 nucleotides. RefSeq names its product protein RDM1-like. Lineage: Eukaryota; Viridiplantae; Streptophyta; Magnoliopsida; Solanales; Solanaceae. Bases 1 to 417 code for a protein of 138 amino acids. The transcript is spliced from 2 exons. Gene Ontology annotation, cellular component: nucleus; RNA polymerase V complex. Gene Ontology annotation, biological process: gene silencing by siRNA-directed DNA methylation. The record is from RefSeq and is a predicted model, not a curated record.
AUGAAAGGAGCUAUUUCCUCUUAUGAUUCUGAAGAUUCAAUCCUGAGAAGAACAAGAAUAUACCAAGAGUACAUGAAGGUGGUCCCUAUGCCCACACAACGUGGCUUUGUUAUCCCUUUCACCUCAUGGGUUGGAUUUGCUGCAUCCAUGAAUGAGUUCUAUGGGCAACCCCUACAUUACCUGACAAAUGUCCAAAUGAAGAAGUUUGAUCAAAUGAGGCUUGGUGCUGAUAAUGAAGAUGUUCCAUUAGAUACCAUCAUCGAUCUGGGCAAAGCUGAAGCAACCAUCUGGAUUAUUGAAGAAGUUCACAGGUGUACAUCGUCUCAUCAUUACAUUACUAAACUUUGGCUUGCUGAUACAAUGUAUCAUCGCCAUGUUGAUGCAAUUUUCCCUGAGCUGCCGAAUUCAUCAAAAUAG